AAAAUUGUAUUAUCGGGAGAACUAGGCGGAGCACGAAUGCACAUUUAUAUUUUGCACAUUGUCCUAUCAAUUCCGAUCAUAUAAAACAGCUGAACCAAAUAUCAAAUCAAUAGCAGACAAAGCGCCACUGGAACGGAGUCGGGUCAGACUUGAUGAAUUGUUUGGGCUAAAAUAUAAUUCAACCCUAAAAUGGAUCCUUGUAAUUGCUCAAAAACUGGAAGCUGCAGUUGCGGUGGACUCUGCAAGUGUACAAACUGCGAAUGUGCCAAGAAAAUGCAAUCUGUCGAAGCAAAGCGACGCAAACGGAUGGAGCUAGAGUAAUGUAUACUUGGACUGCGCUAUUGGAUGUUGUUGUUCCUGCUGCCCGACUGGAUGCAGCAAGUGCGCCUCUGGUUGCGUGUGCAAGGAGGGCAAGACGUGUGACACAAGCUGCUGUCAGUGAUGACAUGACACUCCAUUGUCCUCUACCCGUGCACAUGACAUUAUCCCUGUUGUACGACAGCGCAUUGUGAUAAAUUGCAGCUCCAAUUUAGCUGUCUUCAAUCAUGUGAAACUGUCUCCUUGCUUUUUAGUGAGCACUAUUGUGAAUUCCAGUGACAUUACCCUUUCCUUUGAAAUGUAAAUGUCUGGCUAAGUAAAAAUGUGAUCUGUGACUGUAGUGGGUACCACCUGGGGCCAAAAUCAGGCCCUUGCUGGUAUAGGGGAUUACAUGUCUUCCUUAAUCAGUGGUGCCAUAAAAUGUAAUAUUUUUCAUAGGACAUGGGGCAGGAUCAAUCAUCAGUGAUUCCAGUUUUCUGGCUUCAAUCUAGACAUUUGUUAAGUGUUCUAUUGCCUCACACGGGCAGCCUAAUUCUGAUAUUUUUUUCAAUAAUUGGUCUUUUAUGACAAUCACAUUUCAGGGGUGACUCAUUGGUAGGAAGAAAUAUCAAAAUUGGUCUGCCUGUGUAAAUUCAUUUUAAUAGGCUAACAUCGUAAUAUUGGCUUUGUAUUUAACCCAAGCGUAUAGGCUUAAUCAAGGUCUAGAGAACUUGCGCACAACUUCAGUAUAGUUGGCAUGGGCUCGAUCUACAAUGAUUUUUACCUUAAGCCUGGGUAGUUACAAGCUUCCACUGAUGGGUUAUCCCCUCGGUGUCCUGUGCAAGCCACCCAGCAUGUGUGUGUGUGUAAGGGCACACUUCCCCAAGACCAUGAAGGACCACUUCUUACACCAAUGUGGUAGAUGGCCGAGAUGGGGUCCUUUACCCAUGGAUUCUGUCGAUGUAACGGUGUUGUUUUUUUGAGAGGGUUAUACAUUUAUGUAACGUGAAAGUUAAACUGAAAUUUAUAAAUAACGACUGUCCAUUCAAGCAACUGAAACCCAACCUACUAUGACCAUGUACAACCAACAGUAUUACUAGAACUAUAGUACAUCCUCUCCCUAUUUGACAAAUGGCCUGUGAGAGAUUUCGUAACUGGCGUAAAAUUGACCUUGGCACUAGCCAAUGAAAAACAACGGAUAUGGCCCUAGUUCGGUUUCACUGUAGCAGUGCUACUCGCAUACCUCAGUGGUUGUUCGCCCAACUUCUGAUACGAGAAUAACAAACAUUUCAACAAAAAAAAAUCUUCCCUCGGGUCAGUCGUUUUGCUGUGGGAACUAGCUAAUUUGAUUACAUUUGCAGCGUUGAAUCAACGAGGCAACAACAAGAAAUUGUGCUGUGUUUCGGCGGAUCAGCUAGCUACGUAACGUUAGCUGACUCGACAUCUGACAUAGCCAGCUAGCGGCUAGCUAGCAACCACUACGGAUACAAUCUAGCUAACGGCUUUCGUUAUCAAAUACUCCCAGCAUGCUGAUGGUGGGAGGCGAUGGAAGGAUGCAGUAAAAUGAGUGUGAUGGAGCUGUGUGAGACGGAUGAUCUGGCCACCAGCUUGGUGCUGGACCCCUUGCUGGGGUUCAGCACCCAUAAAAUGAACGUCAGUCCCCCCCCAGAGGUCCGUCGUUGGGGCUACCUCAAAGAGACUCUGCUACGCUUCCAACGCACACAUGACUUACAGGCCACCUUUGAGGCCCUCACAGUGGGAGACUGGGCCUGUGACUACUUCACUGGACUGGGAACACACCGUCUGGAACUACUGAAACAGCAUGUGUAUCGCUACCUCUGUGCCUUCCUGUUGGAUAGUGGUGUCCAGAUUGAGUCAUGUGACCGAUACUCUUCAGAAACCAACGGAGCAAAGAUAACCUCUACCAAGCACUGGUUUGUAGGUGAGCGGAUGGAGGUUCUGUUGGGUUGUAUAGCCGAGCUGAGUCCAGCAGACAGUGCUGUUCUGAGAGCAGGGGUGAAUGACUUUAGUGUGAUGUACUCCACUCGUAAGCGCUGUGCACAACUCUGGCUUGGGCCUGCGGCUUUCAUCAACCACGACUGCAGACCAAACUGUAAGUUUGUUCCUGGUGAUAAGAAUGGAGGCUGUGUAAAAGUGGUGAGGCCCAUCGCACCUGGGGAGGAGAUCACCUGUUACUAUGGCGACAGCUUUUUUGGAGAAGACAAUGAAAUGUGUGAAUGCUGCACCUGUGAGAGAAAAGGAGAGGGUCACUUCCGACACAGAGAGCAGCCUGGUUGUGAUGACUCUAAUGACCUGUCUGGACAGAAGUACCGCCUCAGAGACACAGACCUUCGUCUUAACAGAGGAAAGCACCCUGUCCUCCUACAUUUCGGCCUACAUUUACAUUUUCAAGUUCAGCUAUCCCUUCAAGGAAUUCAUUUACCCAGCAGAUGAAGAGAAAUGCUCUGAUGAUGAGCAGGAAGACCAAAAGGUUGAAACAGGAGGGGCAAAGGAGGAUAUCGGGAAUGAAGCAGCAACAGCUGAUAAUGCCAUCCCUAUCAGAGGUGGUGUUGAGGGACCUUCGGGUCCG
Oncorhynchus keta (chum salmon) is the source of this 2887-nucleotide messenger RNA. Its product is annotated as histone-lysine N-methyltransferase KMT5C. Gene Ontology annotation, molecular function: protein binding; histone H4K20 methyltransferase activity. Gene Ontology annotation, cellular component: nucleus. The record is from RefSeq and is a predicted model, not a curated record. NCBI's taxonomy places the organism in Eukaryota, Metazoa, Chordata, Actinopteri, Salmoniformes, Salmonidae.